This is a messenger RNA of Capsicum annuum, 1082 nucleotides long. Its product is annotated as probable aquaporin TIP5-1. The transcript is spliced from 3 exons. Gene Ontology annotation, cellular component: membrane. Gene Ontology annotation, molecular function: water channel activity. NCBI's taxonomy places the organism in Eukaryota, Viridiplantae, Streptophyta, Magnoliopsida, Solanales, Solanaceae. Gene Ontology annotation, biological process: transmembrane transport; water transport. The record is from RefSeq and is a predicted model, not a curated record. The coding region runs from base 104 to 874 and encodes 256 amino acids.
GAAACCACCCAACCGUCUUCUAACACAUUUUCAUUCUGCCUGAGAUCACCAUCAUAUUAUUAGAGCAAAUUGGAUUCAACAUUUUGUCUUUAUUAUUCUUCAUAUGAAAUCAACAUUCAUGGCGUCCCUUGCUUCCCGCUUGCAACACUCUGUCACUCCCAAUGCUCUCAGAUCCUAUUUCGCUGAGUUUCUCUCCACUUUCUUUUUCGUCUUUGCCGCUGCCGGCGCUGCCAUGUCCACCAGGAAAAUGAUGCCUGAUGCGACAUCAGAUCCAUCUAGCCUAGUGGCAGUUGCAGUUGCAAACGCAUUUGCGUUGUCCGUGGCAGUUUAUAUAUCAGCCAAUAUCUCUGGUGGACAUGUAAAUCCCGCGGUCACGUUUGGAAUGGCUAUAGGAGGCCAUAUAAGUAUUCCCAUGUCUAUAUUCUACUGGAUUUCUCAAAUUUUUGGUUCUGUCGUGGCUUGCCUUCUUCUAAAAUUCACUAACCAGCAAGUUCCAACACAUGGAAUUCCUCAAGAGAUGACUGGUUUUGGAGCAGCAGUACUCGAAGGUGUGAUGACAUUUGGUCUAGUGUACACAGUUUAUGCAGCUGCUGAUCCUAGGAGGUGUGUCCACGCAGCAAUUGGGCCAUUGGCAAUUGGCCUCAUGUUGGGAGCGAAUGUCAUGGCUACGUGGCCAUUUACUGGGGGAUCUAUGAACCCUGCUUACUCAUUUGGCUCUGCUGUUGUCAAAGGGAGUUUCAAGAAUCAAGCAGUGUACUGGAUUGGACCCUUCAUCGGUGCAGCCAUAGCAGGACUUGUGUAUGAUAAUGUGGUCUUCCCUGCACAAGUGACCGAGUCUUUGAGGGGAAUAGGUGGUGGGAUUGUUGCUGUUUAAGUGCUGCAGGCUUUUUGUUGCUGUUGUUGUAUUAUUACUUUGUAGUGUACAAGUUAGGAUGCUGCCUUCUCUUUCCUAGAACUACUACUGGUGUUUAAUCAUAGUCUAGUUUGUUGUUUUUGUGUAAUUUAAAAUUAUUCAAACUUCUUAGUUAUUUGUAUGUCAAUUCUAGAAUGUGAAAUAAUGUUCUCAAGCUCAACUUCUAUUA